Messenger RNA from Parathielavia appendiculata, 771 nucleotides. RefSeq lists its product as uncharacterized. The record is from RefSeq and is a predicted model, not a curated record. The coding region runs from base 74 to 655 and encodes 193 amino acids. The transcript has 3 exons. Lineage: Eukaryota; Fungi; Ascomycota; Sordariomycetes; Sordariales; Chaetomiaceae.
ACCCCAUGAUGCCACACUCCUGGACAAAGGCUACCACGCCAGACUUUGAGUUCUCGACCCCGGAUUGGAACCAAUGCAACACGGUCCUGCUUCCGGAACUGCCGAAGCAUGUGCCAGGACUUGCAUGAAGCUGCAAAAAGGGGUGACCCUCGAGCUUCUUGGACCACGGAGGUUCUGCCACAUGCGUGAAGGAUCGCUGGCACACGACAGUCUGCACCACCUGAGUCGGGAAUACGGGCUAGCCUCCAGACCUGCGCAAGCCAUUUGCAAAGACACAGCCAAGACACAUCGUUGUCGGUGUAAAUCGAGCCAGGAACGUGACACCGAUGCGCAGCACAGCCCAGACGGUUUUUCGGUACCUGAGUUCACUAAACCGGUCUAUGUUGUCUUAAGUUCGCACCUAGAGGGAAACCAAGAUAAGCUUAUGAUAUACCCGAAGGCUUGCCACGGCAUCCCGUCUCUUCUGCUUCACAAGGCACCUAUAUCAGACGAAUUAGGACUCCGUGUCGGAGGGUUGCAGCAGCACAAGGGAGGGCAUGUCAGCCGACAACUCAAACACGAUAUAGACCAUCCGUACCGCCGUUUGUGUUGGCGACAGGCUGCUCGACGACUCCGGAUCGCGGUCUGGAAGAAGACAGCUUCCUUUACGCCCUGAGCUCCAACAACGCCUGGGCAGGCUAACAAGCCCACUAAAACCCACACUUUUCCCCCAAGCUCGCGAGCGGGCAAUCCCCAGAGAUCCUCUGGCUCGACUGCCCCAACUCGCGCUGC